Molecule: messenger RNA, 1647 nt
Organism: Cutaneotrichosporon oleaginosum
Lineage: Eukaryota; Fungi; Basidiomycota; Tremellomycetes; Trichosporonales; Trichosporonaceae
Source: RefSeq, a predicted model, not a curated record
CCUCCACUUAACCCGUCCACAGUCAUGCGCCAGGCCUCAAGCCGCGUUCUCCUGCGCACUGCGCGUCGGCCUCUUACGGCUCCGCUCCUCCGGGUCCCUCUCGCUGCCGCCUCUCCUACACCGCUUUUGUCCGUCCAGCAAACGCGAACUUUCUUUGGGCUGUUUGGCAAGAAGAAGAGGCGCUCUGGGCCGUUUGAGGCCGCCCCCGAGCCGACCGUGAUUCUGGAGCAGGAUGAUCUGUUCCACCCCCUCUCACAGUCGCCGUUCGAGGCGCUGCGGGAAAAGGGCGAGCGCAUCCGCACGUACGCCGUGUGCCCCGUGAGCUACGAAAAGUACCACGAGACCAAGGCAGUCAAGUACGAGUGCCCAGACUGCGGAUUCCCGACACACGCGACCCGUGAACGCUGGGAGGAGGGACACGAGGAGCACUCCGAGUCCUGCCCGCGCCUUCGUGAGGUUAAUGAGGACGAGCACGACCUGCGCUCAGGUCGGCGCGUAGUCGAGUAUGAGAACAUGCCUGGUGUCCAGCCGUAUGAGCAGGCGGUCAACCUGCAGACGUGGGACACUUUCUUCUUCACGCGUGGGUUUGUGUCGAUCAACUCGCAGCGCGCCAUGCGUCACGUCUCCAAGCUCCUCACCUACCCUAUCUCGGUGCUGUCGGUGCUGCACCAGAAUGGCCCCUUCACGGCAGGCAACGGGCGGAUCACCACCGAGGGCCGGCGAUCAAUGGCCGCCAUCCACUCGAUUCUGCACCCGCCUCCUGGCACAUCUGCCGAGGACAUUGACAUUCGGCCCAUGGCCCCGUUCCGUAUCUUCUUGCUCGGGGCGCGUGGAGAGUCGACCCUGCCUGCCGACAUCUGGCUCCAGCUGGCGCACCUGUUCCCUCGCACGCCUUUCAAUGUCUACUUUAUCGGCCCCGAGGCUGGCAUCCCGCUCGUGAACAAGUCAGGCCGCCAGCACCUGAAAAUGUCCGAGGACGGGUCCAAGUACGGCGUGCCGAGCUGCACAGUCAACGUGACGCCGCAGCUGCGCCUGAUCUCGCUCAAGGCGCCAUAUGAGGCCGUGCACAACCAGCUCGGCCCAUUUGACCCGUACCAGGAUGUCUUCUUUGCCUUCUCGCCAGGACUUGGCUUCCCCGAUCAGAGCCUGUUGGAUCCUAACAACCCGACCCCCGACACCAAGAAUGGGGAGCAGCCACUCGUUCAGGCGCAGACCAGCUGGAAGUCGACGCUCCAGAACAUUCUCGAGACCAAGUGCGGCCUCUUCUUUACCGCCUUCUCGCCAACGGACCUGGCGCGCGAUGUUUCGGCCAUCUUCGGCACCCAGCCGCCUACCACUGCGCCGGGUCAGCCGUCCGAGUACCCCUCCAACGUGCAGCUUCCGACCAAGCCGAUACCGCCUAUUGAGGGUGUGAGCGACGAGUUCGAGCUCAUCCUCACUCCCGGCACCAACCCCUUCGCAUCGCGCAAGUGGGAGGUUGCGGACUGGGACACGCGUGUUGCUGUCAAGACCAACUGGGGUAUCUGGGGCAUCCGCGGCAAGAAGUACGAGGUUGUUGACGCCGAAGAGGAAUCGGCGUAGCACCCGUGACAGGGAACCACCAUCGCAACGUAUUGUAGAUUUGCAUGCAUACCACUCUGCAUUGGA